This is a messenger RNA of Sapajus apella (tufted capuchin), 1919 nucleotides long. RefSeq names its product 5-hydroxytryptamine receptor 5B. Gene Ontology annotation, cellular component: dendrite; plasma membrane. Gene Ontology annotation, biological process: G protein-coupled receptor signaling pathway, coupled to cyclic nucleotide second messenger; chemical synaptic transmission. The coding region runs from base 464 to 1576 and encodes 370 amino acids. Gene Ontology annotation, molecular function: neurotransmitter receptor activity; G protein-coupled serotonin receptor activity. The transcript is spliced from 2 exons. Lineage: Eukaryota; Metazoa; Chordata; Mammalia; Primates; Cebidae. The record is from RefSeq and is a predicted model, not a curated record.
GCAGGGGGACUAGCGGAGACAGCGUUGAAGGCCCGGCUCCUAUUGGUCGGUUCUCCAGCCACCCCUUGCUUCCGCCCACCUUCGCCCACUCCAGGUGCAGCUCGUCUCCCGCCGCUGCUGGGUGGUGGAGGCGGCAACUCUCUAAGCACGGCGCUCGGUCACUGGGCUGCGCUGAUUCUCAGCCCCACGACAGCCGGUGGCACCCGGGACCGCUAAGAGAAGUGGUGAGCUGGACUGAGGGGUCCUGCUCUCUUGUCCCCUUUCUACUGGAAAAGAGGGUCUACGAGGGCUGCAGGCAUAUGUGCCAACGGGGGGCUGCUGCCCGCAGGAGGGACCAGGGUAGGACGACCUGGACCCCUCUCCUGGCAGGCAGUACCUCCUCCACGCCCCCACCUGCACGGUCCAGGCCGAGCUCACUGACCACUCGCGCGUCCCCUGCCCUGGAGCCGCGAUCCUGCGCCCCAUGGAAGCCGCUAACCUCUCAGUGGCCACAGCCGGCGUUGCCCUUGCCCUGGGACCCGAGACCUGCAGCAGUAGCCCACGCCCAAGCGGGAUCCUCAGUUCGACCCCGGGUGGUGCCGUCCUGCAGGGUCGGGAGCCGAGCUUCUCUGUCUUCACGGUGCUGGUGGUGACGCUGCUAGUGCUGCUGAUCGCUGCCACUUUCCUGUGGAACCUGCUGGUUCUGGUCACCAUCCUGCGGGUCCGUGCCUUCCAUCGCGUGCCACAUAACUUGGUGGCCUCGACGGCCGUCUCGGACGUACUAGUGGCAGCGCUGGUGAUGCCACUGAGCCUGGUGAGUGAGCUGUCGGCCGGGAGACGUUGGCUGCUGGGCCGGACCCUGUGCCACGUGUGGAUCUCCUUCGACGUGCUGUGCUGCACGGCCAGCAUCUGGAAUGUGGCGGCCAUCGCCCUGGACCGCUACUGGACCAUCACGCGCCACCUGCAGUACACGCUGCGCACCCGCCGCCGCGCCUCGGCGCUCAUGAUCGCGCUCACCUGGGGGCUGUCUGCGCUUAUCGCGCUCGCGCCGCUGCUCUUUGGCUGGGGCGAGGUGUACGACGCUCGGCUCCAGCGCUGCCAGGUGAGCCAGGAACCCUCCUAUGCCGUCUUCUCCACCUGUGGCGCCUUCUACCUGCCGCUUGGCGUGGUGCUAUUCGUCUACUGGAAGAUCUACAAGGCGGCCAAGUUUCGUUUCGGCCGCCGCCGGAGAGCUGUGCUGCCGUUGCAGGCCACCGCACAGGUAAAGGAAGCACCUGAUGAGGCUGAAAUGGUGUUUACAGCACAUUGCAGAGCAACAAUGGCCUUUCAGGCGAGUGGAGACUCCUGGCGGGAGCAGAAGGAGAAGCGGGCAGCCAUGAUGGUGGGAAUUCUGAUCGGUGUGUUUGUGCUGUGCUGGAUCCCCUUCUUCCUGACGGAGCUCAUCAGCCCACUCUGUGCCUGCAGCCUGCCCCCCAUCUGGAAAAGCAUAUUUCUGUGGCUUGGCUACUCCAAUUCUUUCUUCAACCCGCUGAUUUACACAGCUUUUAACAAGAACUACAACAAUGCCUUCAAGAGCCUCUUUAAUAAGCAGAGAUGAAGACAGGGGUUAGAGAGACAUGAGUAGAGUUGUAAGGAGGCAGGAAACUUGGACUUUUUCAUCAGUGAUCUGAGAUCCUUCCCUCCACAGCUGAGUGCUAAUGCUGUCUGAAGAGUUAUACCAUUGGGCCUGGACUGUAGAAGCAGCAGAGCCCAGGCUCUCAAGAAAGACAGCAUAGGUCUGGCAGGGGUUGUAACUAUGCCUUCUUCCCAUGUGCAUGGCAGACGUUGCCAGUCGGCCAUGGCUUGUCUCCCCACUGAGCAACAACUCCAUCUCAGAAUCCUUUCCAGGACAGCCUCUAGGCAGCUACUCUUGAUUGUUUAAAAUGGAUGCAAGAGUUGAA